Messenger RNA from Erinaceus europaeus (western European hedgehog), 2554 nucleotides. It is a transcript of the gene NEU4, whose product is annotated as neuraminidase 4. Lineage: Eukaryota; Metazoa; Chordata; Mammalia; Eulipotyphla; Erinaceidae. Gene Ontology annotation, biological process: ganglioside catabolic process; oligosaccharide catabolic process. Gene Ontology annotation, cellular component: lysosome; membrane; cytoplasm. Gene Ontology annotation, molecular function: exo-alpha-sialidase activity. The coding region runs from base 714 to 1964 and encodes 416 amino acids. The transcript is spliced from 4 exons. The record is from RefSeq and is a predicted model, not a curated record.
GAGGGGUCCUCAGCCCCUCUAUAACUCUGUCUGAGGGAAGCCCCUUGCCGCCUCCUGUUACCCUCUACCCCAACCUCUCCUCCGAGUGCCUCACGGAGCUGCCCUGUGCUCCCAAUCAGCCUUCCCUCCACAUCCAUCCCCAUGGGCGUCUGGCAGCCUCUUGCUCUGGCUCCUUUCUGCCUGGAUGGCUGGCUGGACUCAGGGGAGGCUGGUGAUGUCUUCUGGCCCUCUCUGAGGUCCCCUCUGCUCCUCUGUCCACACCACCCAGGUCUUUUGAGGUGGGGGUGGUGCUGGCUUCCCGGGGUCACCUUGUGGUGGAGGCCUCAGUGUUGGAUCUCCCCAUCCUCCAGGAAUUCAGGAAGCUGAGCCACAAAACACACGUUCUUCCCGGUUCGAGCCCCCGGCUCCCCACCUGCAGGGGCGUCGCUUCACAGGCGGUGAAGCAGGUCUGCAGGUGUCUGUCUUUCUCUCCCCUUCUCUGUCUUCCCCUCCUCUCUCCAUUUCUCUCUGUCCUAUCCAACAACAGUAAAACAAACAAACAAACAAAAAAAACACACGUUCUCUGUCCCCAGAAAGCGCCCCCCUCGGAAGCAGGGUUCAGACACUGUCUCUCAGGAGACUCCUCGGCAUUGGCAGGCUUCGGCGCUGGGUCUGCAGCCUCAGAAAGGCCCCUCUGGACACAGGAAGGGGAGAAGCUCUGACGCCCGCAGAGCAUGGGGACGCCGCCUGUGCCCCCGCGGACUGCGCUGUUCCAGCGGGAGAGGACCGGGCUGACCUACCGCGUGCCCGCGCUGCUGGCGCUGCCCCCCGGGACCACCCUGCUGGCUUUCGCUGAGCAGCGGGUCAGCCCCGACGACGCGCAUGCCCACCGCCUGGUACAGCGCAGGGGCACGCUGGCCCGGGGCUCUGUGCAGUGGGGCGCCCUGCAGGUGCUGGGCUCAGCGGCGCUGGCAGAGCACCGCUCCAUGAACCCCUGCCCGGUGCUGGACGCUCACACCGCCACCAUCUUCCUUUUCUUCAUCGCGGUGCGGGGCACCACGCCCGAGGCGGCGCAGAUCUCUGCGGGCCGCAACGCCGCGCGCCUCUGCUGCGUGAGCAGCCGGGAUGGCGGCCGCAGCUGGGGGGACGCCCGGGACCUCACGGAGGAGGCGGUGGGCAGCGCUGAGCAGGGCUGGGCCACCUUCGCGGUGGGCCCGGGCCAUGGGGUGCAGCUGGCAUCGGGCCGCCUGCUGGUGCCCGCCUACACCUACCGCGUGGACGCUCGCGAGUGCUUCGGCCGCGUCUGCAGGACCAGCCCGCAUGCCUUCGCCUUCUACAGCGAUGACCACGGCCGCUCUUGGCACUGCGGGGCACCGGUGCCCAACCUGCGCUCGGGCGAGUGCCAGCUGGCGGCGGUGGGCGGCAUCCUGUAUUGCAGUGCCCGUAGCCCCCUGGGCUACCGUGUGCAGGCACUCAGUCUCGAUGGCGGUGCCUCCUUCCUGCCUGGCCAGCUGGUGGCCUCGCUGCCCGAGACAGCCCGUGGCUGCCAGGGCAGCAUCCUGGGCAUCCCUGCCCCCCAGGUCCCAGGCCAGCUUCUUACAGUCCAGGGAGCCCCAGAGGAAGAGGAUGAGGAGGGGGACAGGGAUGCUUUCGGGCCAGAGAGGGGCUCCACGUGGCUGCUGUAUUCUCACCCUGCUGGCCGCAGGGCUCGGCUCCGCAUGGGAGUCUGUCUGAGUCGCUCCCCGCUGGACCCCCACAGCUGGACGGAGCCCUGGGUUAUUUACGAGGGCCCCAGUGGCUACUCCGACCUGGCGUGCCUGGACCCCGGGCCCCAGGGCACCCUGACCUUUGCCUGUCUGUUUGAGAGUGGGGCAAGGGUCUCCUAUGAGGAGAUCUCCUUCUGCCUGUUCUCUCUGCACCAGGUCCUGCAGGGUGUGGGGCCCCUCCGUGGGGACAAGCCUGGGGGCCACUGCCAGCCCUCCUGACGGCCAUGCCCUGCAUGACCCUGGGAGGCUCCGGGGGGGCUAUCCUCAGCUUAGUGGGGUGCUCCUGUCUCAACCCUGGAUGAGAACCCCAGGGCACUUGUCCAACCUCCAUCUCAUUGCAGACCUGACACCCCACCCCCAAGUACCCACAGCUCUGGGAUCAUCAGGGGUGGGUGGGGGCAGCCAGAAGGAGCCCUGGGAUGUGUGGCUCUGGGGGUGUCCAGUUCCUGCAGAACAGAAAGGGUGUGGUAUACCGAGCAGGUUUCCCUGUCAGCAGAGCCCCACCUUGCCCUCCCGGAAACACUGCCCCCCAUCUUGGUCCUGUGGUUUCCCCCCCUCCCGCCUUAUGGAAGGCCCUGUCCUCCCUGGUGCCUGCUGUGUUUGGUGGCAGCUACACGCAUUAGAACAGAAGGUGGCCGAGGAGAGGGCAGGGAGCUCAGGAGUGAUUCUGCCUACAGACCUGAAGACAGAAAAGAUGGCUGAUUCUUAUAAAAACAAACCAACAAAAAAAGAAAUAACUGAUUAAAAUGGAUGAAGAUGAAAGAAGCGUGUGGAGUCCUGUUCAGGAAGAGAUUCCUCGAUUUGAAGUC